GCCAGGUACCUUCAUUAACUGCAAAGAAUAUACAAAAAGCACCAAGUCAAAACCUCAGGUGUAAUAGGGCUGAGGGAGUGAGGGCUCGAGGAGAUUUGCUGACCUGCGGUGGAAUUCAUUCGUUCGACAAAAUCUCCUUGAUUUUGGAUGCUUGACUGGAUCUUCUAAACCUUGAUACAAUCGCGUUGAGCAUUUCGUCAUCAUAACAUAGCUUGCCCGUCAUCAUCCCAUCAUCCCAUCUCUCCCCUGUCGCUUCCCGUAUUGUUUCCACUCCCCCCCUUGUUGAGAGAAGAGCGGUAUCUCUUUCCUUCCACUUUAAUUCACCCUGUUCUCGGCUCUUCUCAUUCAAACCUCAUAUUUCCUUCAAUCGCCUUUCUCCAAACGCCUCCCUCAUCAUCAAAAUGGACAUUGCGCCGGAAUUCCUGGACGCCCGCCGUCUCGCCCUGGUCGAACAACUGGAUACUCUAGUCGCACCAACCAAGAUUGGAAUAAAUACAUCGACUUGGGCCUGCUUAUGGCUUUCCGACAUCGGGAAGCUUCAGAAAUUGGUUGAUCUGGCCAAGUCGGCGGGCUCCGAGGGAUUGAACGGUGUGGUUUCACAACUGACCCACCCAGAUGUCACCUCCACGAUACGGAACUGGUCGACUACUUCUAGACCACGCGACGAGGACAAUUCUAAGAAAAGAGGUUCCGAUGGCAUGGCCAGUCCUCAGCCCCUGACCCAAACCAAAAUUCCCCGGCUUUCGAAAGCUGAACCAGACGUGACAACCGGAACUGGAACCAGCAGUUCCGUAUCAACCCCACCCGUGAAGCAGGGAUCGGAGUCGCCUGCCAAGAGAGCACGGUCCAGAAAUGCCCGAAAAGCCUGCCUGGAGCGCGAUCAGGAAACGUGCGUAAUAACCAAGGCUGGCGAGCCAUUGGAGGUCGCGCACAUCUAUCCGUAUAGUUUGGGCCAGCGUGAGGCCGAUCCCAGCCAGUUCAUGUUUUGGAGGACCCUGGGGUGGUUCUGGACCGACGAAAAGAUCCAGGCGUGGAAAAGUGCCGUGUUAGGCCCACAGGGCACGGAAACUUGUUCGAACAUGUUAUGCUUGGGCUCAAACGUGCACGGCCUAUGGGGAAUGGCUCGGUUUUCCCUGAAGCCCAUCGAGAUCUCCGAAGACAAGAAAACUUUGAAGGUCAAGUUUUUCUGGCUGCCCAAUUUCUGUUUUUCUCGUCAUGUUCCGAUGACGGCGUGCCCCAAAGUGCCCCAGGAUCCCAGGUGCGGGCCAAAAAACACGAAGCUUUGGGACUGUGACACGGAGAAAAUCAUCGAGUCCGGUGAGGAGAUAAUCCUACGAACCGACGACCCAGAAGUUCGCCCAUUGCCCUCCGUGGAACUACUUGAGAUGCAGUGGAUACUAAACCGGGUCAAUGCCAUCAGUGGCGCCGCCGACAUCCCGGAGGAUGAACUGGAUCCCGACCGAGAAUUGCUGUUUGGCAAGAUUCCGGAGGAGGGUUUGUUAGACGAGGAUUCGUCGGAAGACGAGUUGUCAUAAAGACAAACCCCCAGAAGCCCCGAGUUCCAGAGAUUCCCGGCCAUUAUGGAGGAGAAUCGGCGUAGUCUUUCCAAAAGCCCGAAACGGCAGGAGGAAAGGGAGGAGAGUGAGCCUCCUGCUCUCCGAACAAGGGAUCUUAAUACGUAUUGAGUGUUCCAAAGGCAUAUCAUUCAGAGAAUGCAGUUUUCAAUCAAGUCACUAUUGAAUGAUUCUACACUCGCGGUGAAGUUGUACUGGUUCAUUCCCCACGUUCUCUUACUAUCGGCCACAUGUUAUCUAACAUAGCUAGGUAGUUCUCCCAAUGUAGCGACAGAUGCAGGAUUUGUAAAAACCCCGUACACAUUGGUGUUUGAAAAGAGACGUAGUGUACUGAAAGAGC
This is a messenger RNA of Aspergillus campestris IBT 28561, 1914 nucleotides long. RefSeq names its product HNH endonuclease signature motif containing protein. Lineage: Eukaryota; Fungi; Ascomycota; Eurotiomycetes; Eurotiales; Aspergillaceae. Bases 402 to 1535 code for a protein of 377 amino acids. The record is from RefSeq and is a predicted model, not a curated record. The transcript has 3 exons.